CAAAGACACAAAACAAUGAAUAACUCUGGGGAUAUAUCUUGAUACCUUUCUUAGACUUUUGUUGGGUUGUGAAAUCAUCACCUCUUUACCUUUGGCUAUUACUUACCCUUCAACCUGGAGGAGGUAUCUUCAGACAUUUACCCAGCACAGUAUCUGGCUAUCUCUCACCUGCGCAUCAUCCACCCACCCACCCCAUAUCAAUGCACCCUCUCCCUCCUCCCAACAGAGGCCAACCCUCCCAGCAUCCUACAAAUAGAUCACGUGAUCCUACCCCCUCGAGACCAAAUCCUUCCUCUGCCGCCCAGGACCAGUCCACCACCAAUCCAGAUGGCAAAAAGAAGAAGAAACACAGGGGUGGCAAGAAGAGGAGGACUCGACGACAGUCUUUUAUUGCCCCGUCAGAAACAUCAGCUAUUCAGAGCGUCGGUGAUGGACCUCACGACGAUCCCUUGAUUGAAGAGUCUCAGCUUGUUGCCACAUCCGCCUCCGCCAGACGACCCUUUUACCAGAAUCCACAGGGAAACCUGAGCGGUGCGAGCGUGGAUAGUGAGGCCCUUCUUGACCACCGAGCGCAGCCAAUUCUGCGGCCCAGGAGAGACAGCAGAUUGACCACCAACCUCUUUGCAACCUCAUACCGCAGCAGUGCCUUUCCCAGACCUGAAGCUCUCACGCGGAGGCGACAUCGCAGCCAGCAAGACACCACCAGCCUUCCUGACUCGGACAUCGAAGCCGCUACUGAUCGGACGCCGUUGAUCGCCAGCGAGUCGCAGAAGAAGAGUCCGGCUGAGGCAGGUUACGGUCUGUUUCGGAGAAAGUCACACACUUCUACCAUCUCGUCGUCGUCGCGAAAACAGAAGAAGCGUCUCAAUGUCAACGGCGCUUCUUAUCCCAAGGGCGAUCAGGACUACGAUGUCAACAACCCUCCAUCCGUGCCUCCGAGUCCUACACUCGAGCCACACUAUGGUGACGUGAUGGUCCACGACGGCAGCUUCCUCACUCGAUCUCCCGAUAGUCGAAGGCCGGCACUGGAUAUGAACAAGGAUGUUUUGAUUGAUAUUGAGGAUGAUCGGAACCAGGAUCCUAAUUCAGCCCCUCCGAGCCCAAGGCUGCGGCCUGAGGGCAUUUCGCGUCAUCUCAGCGUCGAAGGCGACGUUUGUUUUCCCGGAGACGAGGUUUCAGAGGCGGGUGACUACUAUAACCACACCCAGGCAACUGGUCCUCCUGCUGGUGGCGGACGGAGGAAACGCCGAGAGCGGGAGUGGCCUCAACUCUGGGUGCUUGACGAAUGGAGCCGCAUUGAGAAGGAGGCAAGAGAUGCUGGGGAACGAAGGGCGAAGAAAAUCAGCGAACCUGUAUUUGUGGAAGGACGGUUGCGUCCGGUCAAGAAUGCCUGGCACCGCAUCGAAGAAGACCGCCAGUAUCGAUACACCUACUUCAACGAGGAGUUUGAGAGCACCAUCCACGCCGAAACGAUCUCCGAGUUGGUACAGCCUGGAGGCUCUUUCCGCGAAUUGUUCAUCCCCGACCCGCCAGAGCUCAUUGACUCGAGCAGCAGUGAGGAUGAAGAUCAUACGGCCGCGAGCCAGACGCUGGACAAUUCGAGCACGAUACACAGUCCCAAAAGUGCAAACGGCACGGCGGGACCCGCUGGCAUGUCGAAUCUCUCCGAGGCCGUGAGGUCGAGACUUGAUGUCGACAAGGGGCCCAGGAGAGCUUCAAAUUCACCAUCACCGCAAAAGAAGACACCACCAACGCGCGCCCCGAAGCCAAAGAAGUACGGGCCCCGACCUACAUUUUGGCUCGACGUCACUUCCCCAACCGAACAGGAAAUGCGAGUGCUUUGUAAGACUUUCGGGAUUCAUGCACUCACCUCGGAAGAUAUCAUGAUGCAAGAAGCACGCGAAAAGGUCGAGCUGUUCCGCAACUACUACUUCAUCAACUACAGGACUUUUGAGCAGGACCCUCAGAGCGAAGAUUAUCUCGAACCCAUCAACAUGUACAUGUGUGUGUUCCGCCAUGGCAUCCUGACCUUUCACUUCUCUCAGAUCCCUCAUCCAGCUAACGUCCGGCGGAGGAUUCGGCAGCUGUCGGACUACUUGAUCCUCAGUGCCGACUGGAUUUCGUAUGCCAUCAUCGACGAUAUCACCGACGUGUAUCAACCUUUGAUCACGGGCAUCGAGCAAGAAGUCGAUGUCAUUGACGACCAGAUUCUCAAGUCGUUCCAAAAUACGAACGAGCUCGCCGGCGACCAUGGUGCCAAAAAGCAUCAUGAGAAGGACAAGGAGAGAGACGAGCCGGAGAUCAGUGGUAUCGACAUGCUGUUGAGAAUCGGUGAAUGCCGCAAGAAGGUCAUGACACUCUACCGACUGCUGGGCACCAAGGCCGAUGUCAUCAAGGGUUUCGCGAAGCGCUGCAAUGAACAAUGGGAGGUUGCGCCCAAGUCCGAGAUUGGCCUGUACUUAGGCGAUAUCCAAGAUCACAUUUUGACCAUGACUGGCAACUUGUCGCACUACGAAACCCUUUUGUCGAGAGCGCAUGGCAAUUAUCUUGCCCAAGUCAGCAUUCAUAUGAACGAAAGACAAGAAAAGACCUCGGACGUGCUAGGCAAGCUGACAGUACUGGGUACCAUUGUUUUGCCGAUGAAUAUAGUGACAGGUGAGUAGUGGUGGAUCAUGCAGGCCCUAGCAGGACGAAGUGUUGUUCUUUGCUGACUCGAAUCGUCUCAGGCAUGUUUGGAGGCAAUUUCAAGGUUCCAGGUCAAGAAGUGGACAAUCUCAAUUGGUUCUGGGGCACCACUGCGGCUUUGGCCGUGUUUGGACUGUUUUGCUUCUUUUAUUGUAAAAAGGUGUUUAAGAUAGUCUGAGGGUUGUCAAAAGACUUUGGGGAUGGUUACCUCUUGAUUAGAGAGGUGACGAGCAUACAAUAACCACUUUCUUGGAUCAAUUGGUGGAGAAUACCUGGCCUUUCUUUUGGUUUGGAUGAUGCCUACAGAAUGUAGGAGGAUCCUAUAACAACAAAGUACCGUGCUGUCGUCGUUGAGAUGGUGUUGAGAAUGGAGCGAAGCAAGCACAUAUAUCACGAAAGCCUGGUGGUUUGGAUUACUUGUCGGUCGUGUCGGACAGAGCCUUAGAACGAUACAUGGCCGGGUGGCAUUGGAGUGGUUUAUCAGGCUGUCGAGUUUGUUUUUCUGUGCCGGUCUCUGCAAAUCUUUUUAGGCCUGUUACUCGCAUAACUCACGCAUGAAGUUUCAACGCAGAAAUUCACCCUAUUUAGGUAGGUAUAUUAUCAUGAAAUGAGGGUUGACGAGGCUGAAUUUGUCUGCAUAAAAACCAAAUGCUCCCCUCGAACCCCCAAAAUAGAUUGUAUGGACGAUUAAAAAGCAUCUAGAC
Exophiala oligosperma is the source of this 3389-nucleotide messenger RNA. RefSeq lists its product as hypothetical. The record is from RefSeq and is a predicted model, not a curated record. Bases 201 to 2663 code for a protein of 820 amino acids. Lineage: Eukaryota; Fungi; Ascomycota; Eurotiomycetes; Chaetothyriales; Herpotrichiellaceae. Gene Ontology annotation, molecular function: magnesium ion transmembrane transporter activity. Gene Ontology annotation, biological process: intracellular magnesium ion homeostasis; magnesium ion transmembrane transport. Gene Ontology annotation, cellular component: plasma membrane. The transcript is spliced from 2 exons.